AUUUUUUCCUGGAACCCAUCAUCGUACAAUUUUCAUCAACGACUUCCUAUUUCAUCAACUCUUGAAUUACCUUUUCGUUCAUCCAAAUCCGCGUUCAUGAUUCCGAUUGUUUACCUUCCCUUUCUAUCUGAAUCUGAUCCGACGCCGAUUAUUUUAUAGUGUUUUCCAGAUUAUCAAUCCCGGAAAGUAUUUAGCUUCCAGGGUUCGAUCUGUCAAGUGUUUACUUCGCGUAUGUGCUGCGAAGAUGUACAGCAAUUUCAAGGAGCAAGCGAUCGAGUUUGUAAGGCAGGCUGUACAGGAAGAUAACGCUGGAAAUUAUGCAAAAGCUUUCCCUUUGUAUAUGAACGCUUUGGAAUACUUCAAGACCCAUCUCAAGUACGAGAAGAACCCUAAGAUUAAGGAAGCAAUCACCCAGAAAUUUACCGAGUAUCUUCGUCGAGCAGAGGAGAUCAGGGCCGUGAUUGAUGAUGGCGGGACUGGUCCUGCUGCUAGUGGCGAUGCCACUGUGGCCACGAAACCCAAGACAAAGAAAAAGGAUGGGGAAAGUGGGGAUGGAGAGGAUCCAGAGCAGGUCAAGCUGAGAGCUGGAUUGAACUCUGCCAUAGUCAGGGAGAAGCCGAAUGUUAAGUGGAGUGAUGUCGCUGGGCUUGAGAGUGCUAAACAGGCAUUGCAGGAAGCAGUUAUAUUGCCUGUCAAGUUCCCGCAGUUCUUUGUUGGUAAGAGAAGGCCAUGGAGGGCGUUUCUAUUAUAUGGUCCACCUGGAACAGGAAAGUCUUAUUUAGCCAAAGCUGUUGCAACUGAAGCAGAUUCUACCUUUUUCAGUGUCUCUUCUUCGGAUCUAGUUUCAAAGUGGAUGGGUGAGAGUGAAAAGCUUGUCUCAAACCUUUUCCAGAUGGCUCGUGAAAGUGCACCUGCCAUAAUCUUCAUUGACGAAAUAGAUUCCCUAGGUGGUCAGCGUGGAGAAGGGAAUGAAAGCGAGGCCUCCAGACGUAUCAAGACUGAGAUUCUUGUGCAGAUGCAGGGUGUGGGGCAUAACGACGACAAAGUUCUAAUACUUGCAGCCACUAAUACUCCAUAUGCUUUAGACCAGGCCAUCCGUCGGCGGUUUGACAAGCGUAUAUACAUUCCGCUUCCAGAUUUGAAGGCUCGACAACACAUGUUCAAAGUGCAUUUAGGUGAUACUCCUAACAACCUGACUGAAGGUGAUUUCGAGAUUUUGGCCCGCAAGACUGAAGGAUUUUCAGGUUCAGAUAUUGCUGUUUGUAUCAAAGAUGUACUAUUUGAACCAGUGCGUAAAACCCAGGAUGCCAUGUACUUUAUACAGCUUCCUGAUGGUGAGAACAUGAUGCCAUGUGGCCCAAAGCAACCGGGUGCAGUCCAAACAACCAUGCAAGAGCUUGCUGCGCAAGGACUUGGAACAAAGAUAAUUCCACCUCCAAUUACGAGAUCGGACUUCGAUAAGGUUCUUGCUAGACAGAGGCCAACUGUGAGCAAAUCCGACCUUGAAGUGCACGAGCGAUUCACGAGAGAAUUCGGGGAGGAAGGCUAGAGACAAAUAAAACCUGGUGAUUGGUGAAAAGAGUAUGCAGUUAUUUCAUAUUUGUAUGUAUUUACUACUACUCCCUAUGUAUAUGAUGAUUUAAUUGAUCUCGGUGUAUUUGUAAGUGUAUGAAGAAAUGUGAAUUCGUACUUUUUAAACCAGUGUGGGCAAUAAAACAAAGUUCAUAUUUCUGCAAUAAUAGAAUAUUGGGUUAUAGAUACCCCAAUUUUCUCUU
Impatiens glandulifera is the source of this 1775-nucleotide messenger RNA. RefSeq names its product protein SUPPRESSOR OF K(+) TRANSPORT GROWTH DEFECT 1-like. Bases 245 to 1549 code for a protein of 434 amino acids. The record is from RefSeq and is a predicted model, not a curated record. Gene Ontology annotation, biological process: endosomal transport; vacuole organization. Gene Ontology annotation, molecular function: ATP binding; ATP hydrolysis activity. The transcript is spliced from 8 exons. NCBI's taxonomy places the organism in Eukaryota, Viridiplantae, Streptophyta, Magnoliopsida, Ericales, Balsaminaceae.